Capra hircus (goat) is the source of this 642-nucleotide messenger RNA. Its product is annotated as tumor necrosis factor receptor superfamily member 10D-like. NCBI's taxonomy places the organism in Eukaryota, Metazoa, Chordata, Mammalia, Artiodactyla, Bovidae. The coding region runs from base 125 to 607 and encodes 160 amino acids. Gene Ontology annotation, cellular component: cell surface; plasma membrane. Gene Ontology annotation, biological process: TRAIL-activated apoptotic signaling pathway; positive regulation of apoptotic process. The record is from RefSeq and is a predicted model, not a curated record. The transcript is spliced from 3 exons.
AGCAAGCACUGGCUUAUUCGCUAGCGCGGGUGGCGCAAUCAGGGCGGGGUGGUGUAAACGUCGAGGCAGACGGAUUAAACAGCAGAGCUCCGCUCCGCGCACCUCGCAGGGGCGGUCAUUUCUGAUGGCUCUGGAGGCUGUCACCCCGCGGCAACGUGAACAGCGAACGCUCCCCGACCGCACCGGGCAGCGGGGACAGAGGACAGCGGCCGCCUGGAGCUCCCGGGCAGGGUACACCCAGGGCCCCAGGCCUCGACUUCGGGGCCCCUGGGCUCUCAUCUUCGCCGUCUUGGGUGUCUUGAUGUUGGUCAAACCUGCUUCAGCCAUGUCUGUAAGGAAGGAUGAAAUUCCCCAGCAGUCAUCAGCCCCACUGGAAGGGAGCCUCCAACAGAAGUUAUGUCUACCAGAAUUCUAUAUGGAAGAAGCCCAUGGAGGUUGUGCCCCGUGCACCGAUGGGACAGACUACACCAAUCAUUCAAACACCCUCCCUUCUUGCCUACCUUGCAUGACUUGCAAAUCAGGUCCAGAACCUGUGGUCUCUGUGCCUGCGGUUAGGGUGCUGGGUGAUGAGAUAGGACUUAAAAGGGACGAGGAGUCAGAAACCUGAUUUCCAGCCCAGCUAGGUCUUCAGCUUGUCUUAGG